Molecule: messenger RNA, 5030 nt
Organism: Vollenhovia emeryi
Lineage: Eukaryota; Metazoa; Arthropoda; Insecta; Hymenoptera; Formicidae
Gene: garnet
Product: AP-3 complex subunit delta-1
Exons: 14
Coding region: 224-3811 (1195 amino acids)
Biological process (GO): neurotransmitter receptor transport, postsynaptic endosome to lysosome; synaptic vesicle membrane organization; anterograde synaptic vesicle transport
Cellular component (GO): presynaptic endosome; AP-3 adaptor complex; membrane coat
Source: RefSeq, a predicted model, not a curated record
UUUUCCCCCUCCCUCUCUCUCUCUCUCACUCCCUUUUUCUCCGCCAGUCUGUCAAAAAAUGUGAUUGCGGGACGGCGGAUCGCGACUUACGGAUUUCGAUUAACUGUGAUGGCAUCGUAGGGCCACGUGCUGUCCGGUCGAGACGUACGGCCGAUGCGCCGAGGACGAGAGGGUCCCCUGAGCGGUGUCGCGAGCGUUUAGCAGCCUCCUUUUAAAUGCGACCAUGGCACUCCGCAAGGUGAAGGGGAACUUCGAGCGGAUGUUCGACAAGAACCUGACGGAUCUGGUGCGCGGGAUCAGGAACAACAAGGAGAACGAGGCGAAGUACAUCGCGCACUGCAUCGAGGAGAUCAAGCAGGAGUUGCGGCAGGACAAUGUGGCGGUCAAAGCCAACGCCGUGGCCAAGCUGACAUAUCUCCAGAUGUUGGGAUACGACAUCAGCUGGGCCGGCUUUAACAUAAUCGAGGUGAUGUCGUCGACGAAGUUCACUCACAAGCGAAUCGGCUAUCUCGCUGCCAGCCAGAGCUUUCACGCGGACACAGAGCUAUUGAUGCUAACAACGAAUAUGAUUCGUAAGGAUUUAAAUAGCCAAAAUCAGUACGACGCUGGUUUAGCGCUGAGCGGACUGUCUUGCUUUAUAAGUCCGGAUUUAGCACGCGACCUGGUUCACGAUAUAAUGACACUGUUGACCUCUACAAAGCCGUACUUGCGCAAGAAAGCGGUUUUGAUGAUGUAUAAAGUAUUCCUGCGAUUCCCCGAGGCCCUGAGGCCCGCUUUCCCCAGGUUAAAGGAAAAGCUCGAGGAUCCCGACAGCGGUGUUCAAAGUGCGGCGGUAAACGUAGUGUGCGAACUGGCCAGAAAGAACCCGAAGAACUAUCUGAGCCUAGCCCCCGUUUUCUUUAAGCUGAUGACGACUUCCACGAAUAAUUGGAUGCUUAUCAAAAUUAUCAAAUUGUUUGGAGCGUUGACACCUCUAGAACCUAGGCUUGGCAGAAAGCUAAUAGAACCCCUUACCAAUUUGAUACACAGUACAUCCGCGAUGUCCCUAUUGUACGAAUGCAUCAAUACGGUAAUCGCUGUAUUGAUUUCUAUAUCGUCCGGCAUGCCGAGCCACUCCGAUUCGAUACAGCUGUGCGUUCAGAAAUUGAGAAUAUUAAUAGAGGACUCCGACCAAAACCUGAAGUAUCUGGGAUUGCUGGCGAUGUCGAAAAUAUUGAGGAAUCACCCGAAGAGCGUGCAAUCGCACAAGGAUCUAAUUAUGCAGUGUCUUGACGAUAAAGACGAAACUAUAAGACUGCGUGCCUUGGAUUUGUUGUACGGAAUGGUUUCCAAGAAGAACCUAAUGGAGAUAGUUAAGAAGCUGAUGGUGCAUAUGGACAAAGCCGAAGGCACUAUGUAUCGCGACGAAUUGCUCUCGAAGAUUAUUCAAAUUUGCUCACAGAAUAACUAUCACUUCAUUACCUACUUUGAGUGGUACAUAUCUGUAUUGGUGGAACUUACGCGAAUGGAAGGCACCAAGCACGGACCAUUAGUAGCAACUCAAUUACUUGAUGUUACAAUUCGUGUACAAGCUAUCCGAAAAUAUGCGGUUCAACAAUGUGCCUUACUGCUUGAGAAUUCAUAUCUUUUAACCGGCCAGCCGAGGGCAACGAUGUCCGAGGUCUUAUAUGCAGCAGCAUGGAUUUGUGGAGAAUUCUCUAGUGAAUUAGAAGAUCCUUUAGCAACAUUGCAGUCUCUGUUGCGAUCGCAAGCUUCUAGUUUGCCAGGACAUAUACAGGCUGUUUAUGUUCAUAAUAUAUUAAAACUGGCUGCAUCGACAUUCGCCAAAGCAGAGAAAGAGGAAAAUACUGAAACUAUGGAAAAGAUUUGUGGACUGAAGGACAAAAUAGCAACUUUUGUCUGUAGCGGCGAUCUGGAAGUUCAGGAAAGAUCAAGUUCCGCGUUAGUACUACUUGAAUGUUUAAAAGAAAAUCCUGGUCUUGCACAGGAAUUAAUAAAGACUUUCGAAGGUGAACUUAAUCCGGUUGCGCCAAAGGCUCAAAGAAAAGUUCCAAUACCUGAGAAUUUAGAUUUGGAUUCCUGGAUCAACGAUCCACCUUCGGAGAGCUCGGACUCGGAGGAUUUAGAUAUGAAUGAUAUUUUUAUUAAGACGGAAAAACCGACUAAUUCAUUUUCCAAACGGGAUUUAAGCGAACCGUCCCUGGAAGAGCUUGAGAGGAGACGUGAAGCGAGGAAACUAGAACAGGAAAAUAACCCACAUUAUUUGAAAGGCUCAUUUAAGACUCCUACAUCAUAUCAUAAUUCAUCAAACGUAUACGAAGACUUUGAAAACAUUCCUGUCGCGGAAUUGGACAUCCCAAUUUCUUUAAAGAUUUCUAACUCGCACAGAUGUCGCAAUGUAGAUAGCAGCAACAAAAGACAUAAAAAGCACGAAAAGAAGAAGAAAUCGAAGAAAAAUAAAAAUAAGAAAUCUGCGUCCGAAGAGGAUGAAAAGGAUGAUAGCUUACCAUUGCAAGUAGUAAAUACUGGAAUUGGGGAGCUACCUCCGGGCGCACAGAUAAGUGAUAGUGAUGAGUAUGAUUUGGUAGAUGCAAAUGAUCCACAUAGAGCAUUGAAUAUCGAUUUGGACAUGCCUUUACGAGAAGAUGAAAGAUUGCCUGUCUUAGAACAUAGAGUUAUUGAAAAUGCAAUAACGAAGAAAGUUGAAGAAAAGGAAAAUAAAAAGGAAAAGGGUCGUAAGAAAUCUAAAAGAAAAGUCAAGAAUGUCGUGGAAAACAAGGUAAAUGACGAAAAGGAGUCAUCUGACUUGUGGUUGGAAACUAGUUCAUCCCCUGAGAAAGUGCAAUCUCCUGCAAUAGGAGAAUACAUAGAAGUAUCCAGUGAAUCACAGAAAGAUGGCAAACGUAAGAAGUCGAAGAGUCAAAACAGACAUAAGAAAUCCAACGAAGAAGACGCGAAACAUAGAAAAUCAAAAAAGUCGAAAAGUAAGAAGGAGAAUAAGUCGUUGGAUUAUGAGGAAACAGCUGGGAUAUCUACUCCGUCGAAAGAGAUAUUACCAGAAUUAAAAAACGAUAUUAUGAAUUCCGAAUAUAAUGCAAUUACUGUACAGCAAGACCCCUACGAAGAAUUAGCGAAAAAUAAAGUCAUUUCCAUGAGGUACGAGCUGAGACAAAUCCCCCAUGACUCAAGUAAAGUUAUCGUAUCAAUUUGCAUUACAAAUAUAAGUCAGCCGCUUGUAAAAGAAUUAGUAUUUGACGUUCCAGACACAUCAUCACUCAAAUUAGUUAGGAAUACUGGAGACGAAUUUGGAAUAAAACUGCCGUUCCAACUGCCUCUGCAAUCUAGUAAAGAAACUGAGUUCAUCGUUCUAAUCUCAGACGUGACGUUUGCUCAGAGACUGAGGGGUACGCUGACAUACAUGUACGAAGGUGCAGAAGGCACGCAACAAGAGAAGCUCGACUUCACCGUGCCCUUGUCAUGUAGCAAUUUCAUGGUCGGGCAUCUCUCUCACAAGGACAUACUUACGGAACUUCUCAAAAGUGGUCAAUUAGUGUCUAAGAUUAGAAGAGAAAUAACUCCUUCUAAGGACUUUGAUGCGGUUCUAAAUGAUAUCUGCCGCAAGUGCAAUCUCACACUCGUAGAACAAAUUGACGAUACCGCAUCUUUAUAUGGACAUUCUCUGAAGGGACAUCAUGUGUGCCUUUUGUUAAAAUAUAACAGAGUGACGGAAAAUCUAGUAAUUGAAGGCAAAGGUGACAAUAACUCAUUACUGUCGGGAAUUGGAGAGGAGAUCUUGAGGAUCCUGACAUAAUGCUGAACGAGUGUCUAUAUUUUGCAAUUAUUGAUUCCUAUUACGCAUCGCAGUUAUGUUGAACAUACACUGGGCGGAGGAAUACUUUGAUUGUGUCCACUAUACAUGAAAUACAGAUAUAUAGCAGCUAUAGCGUAUCUGCGGACUCAUUAAAUAUUUUCGGAAAGGAUCUUACCUAAACUUCACGUGUAAUCUAGAUCAUAAAGUUUGUUAAAUAUCUAAGAGAUAUACAUACAUAUAUAUAUACAUAUAUACAUACACAUACAUAUUAUAUACAUGCAAGAUACAUAUACAUGUACACACACACACACAGAUACAGAAUAAACACGCGCGUAGGUACAUUUCUAUAUGUGUGAGUUUCGUAAAGUUUCGUAAAGAAACUGCGAGAAGAGGGGAAAGGGGGAAUUUAUUGCCAAGAAUUGAAGACACUGGAACAAAAGUAGAUUAAUGUUUCUAUAUAGGAUUUAAGUCUGGCAUGGCACUGAUGUGCAAUAAAUAUAGAAUCGUAAAUAUUUAAGUUAUCCUUUAAGAUAAUUAUCCACUUUUAGCUAACUUGUUGAAAUACAUCGAUAUCUUCCAAAAACUUGUGUAAAUUACUACACUUUCUUAUCUUUACAAUGUUGCAUUUACUACAUGGCAUGUAAUAAUCGAAAUAGCAUACGAAUAAAGACUAAGCAGUUCUUUGUACAGUACGGAAAUAAAUGUUGCGAUAGAAACGAUUGGACUCUACUUUCACGUUCAAUGCCUUCAAUUUUUGCGCCUAAUUGAGAUGAUAAUAUUCCACUGCUAUUGUUGAGAUCUUUAUUAUUUUGUAAAAUAUAUAAAAUAUUAUAUUGCGAUGUUGCGUCCGAUCUUUGUAAACAUGGAUUAACGAGCAUUAAUUGGUAAGCGUAUUGUGUAUGCGACGCUUCUAUAAUGUCAAUAAUAAGACAAGAGAUUACGUGAAUUUAAAAUUAAAUAACUCGUAUGUACACACACACACACAUAUAUAUACACAGGCACAUGAUCCAUGUAUGCAUAAUCGUGCGGAAAAAAUAUGCCCCUGUGUUAUUUUGCAAUGGACUUUGAUUGCAUCAAGUUUCAUAUCUAUUUGCCUUUCUUUUAAUACCUUCUGCUUUCUCUUGUUUUGAGAUAUAUAAAGAUUUUUAUAUUUGAACUUAAAUUUUAGAUUUUUUUAUGUUAACUCGCUAACAUCUAGCUAUUAAACGUGUGCCAAAAA